Molecule: messenger RNA, 919 nt
Organism: Archocentrus centrarchus (flier cichlid)
Lineage: Eukaryota; Metazoa; Chordata; Actinopteri; Cichliformes; Cichlidae
Product: claudin-10-like
Exons: 5
Coding region: 57-839 (260 amino acids)
Cellular component (GO): membrane; bicellular tight junction
Molecular function (GO): structural molecule activity
Source: RefSeq, a predicted model, not a curated record
CAGUUUGUGCUGGGAUUUGUUUGUAGUCUGUCUUGCUGCUGAAAUCCAAAGCAAUAAUGGCUUACAGGACUGUGGUGAUGUACAUGGAGAUAGGCUGCUUUGUGGUCUGUGUGUCUGGAUGGAUACUGGUCUGUUCUACAAUGCCAACAGAUAUCUGGACUUGGUCUGAAGUUAGCACCUUGGUCCUGACAACAUCAAACUAUUACUCCAACCUGUGGAAGGACUGCAUAUCUGACUCAACUGGAGUAUCUGACUGCAAGGGAAUUCCCUCAUUGCUGGCACUGAACUGGGAAAUUCACAUGUGCCGGGCUCUUAUCAUCAUUUGUAUUAUCCUGUCUUUCUUCGGAUCAAUUUUGGUCUUAAUAGGAAUGAAGUGCACUAAGAUUGGAGGGUCUGAGCUUGUCAAUGCAAGAGUAACCUUUGCUGGAGGGAUGAACUACCUCAUAGGAGGGAUGUGCUCUAUGGUUGCUUUCUCUUACUAUGGAAACAAAAUAAGAGCUGAAUUUCAUGACCCUACCUACAUGGAACAGAAGUUUGAAAUAGGUGUAGGUGUCUUCAUUGGCUGGGGAGGCUCUACGUUGCUUGUUUGUGGAGGCCUAAUUUACAGUGUCUUUGCAGGAAGAGAAGGGUGCCGUUCAAGCUCAAAGAGAUACCCUGUCCACCAGUUCCGAGAUGCCUACACAGAUAUUCCAGCACAAAAGAGCCUCAUGUCUUUGGCUCCCACAGAGAUCAGUAAGAACAGAAAGUCAAGGACCAUAUGCAAUAGCAACAGCAGCAGAGCCAGCAGCAUCUCAGAGAUCAACAGUACCAAGACAACAGUCACUCAUUUAUAUGUGUGACUUAUCUUUUCUGUCUUUUGGUUUUUCAAAAAGAAAAAUGUGUAAUGUUGAGAGUGAUUUAAUAUCAAAUCUAGUCCUUC